Molecule: messenger RNA, 1860 nt
Organism: Rotaria socialis
Lineage: Eukaryota; Metazoa; Rotifera; Eurotatoria; Philodinida; Philodinidae
Source: the annotation of a GenBank genome assembly
AUGGAAAAUACGAACGAAAGUCAAGAUUCGCCUGAUAUUGCUGAACUAAUUUGUUUUUUACAAAAGAAUAAUCUGAAAAAAACUGAAGUAUGUUUUCGUCGUGAGUACGAUUCACGCUCGAAUCAAAUUUCAUCAGUCAAUGUAAAUGAUUAUUUUGUUGUGUAUUCAUGUCUAUCGAAUUUUAUAUUGAAUUCUUCAUAUCAAUUGGAGCUAAUACAAUGUCUCUUUCCACUAUUUGUACAUCUUUAUUUGGAUUUAAUUGAACAUAAUUCUACCGAUGAAUGUCAACGUUUUUAUAAUCAAUUUGUUGAUUCAACAUUUCAGUCGUUGCAUCGAGAAUUUUUUAGCCAAUUAAAACUUAUUUCACAUUCAUCGAAACAUCUCUAUCAAUGUCCAUUAACAAAUGUAUUUCGUACGAGUCGAUUUUUUUUACGUCUAUCAAUGACAAGUUGUAAUGAAUUACAAAAUUUUAUUGAUUCAACAAAAAGUUUAACAAAGUUUGAUUUAACAUCAUCACAAAUUUCUCUUCUGCUAUCUAUUUUUCAACAGUAUAUUAAAAUUGAUAUUGAUCAACAAUUUUUUACUCCAUCGAAUAUUGUUCGUUUUCAAACUGUUGAACAACCGAUGACGCCAAUCUUUGUUCAUACGACUGUUGCUAAUACAAUACAAUUUACUCGAUUAUAUACUGGAAUGUUUCCAUUACAAUCAUCAGCUGAACAAAAACGAGAUUUAUCAUCGUUAUAUCCACAAAUGAAUUAUAAUCGUCUUCCGAAUAAUAUCGAUUUAAACAAUAUACCGCGUCUUGGUCCUCAUAAAUUACCUUCGAUAUGUUUAUAUUCAUUGAAACAUUCUAAACAAACAAUUAAUUGCGUAACUCUAUCCAAUGAUUGUCGUCUCCUGGCUAUUGGUUUUCAAUCAUCAGAAAUAUUAAUUUGCUCGUUAAAUCCUAAUCAUAAACUUUAUUCAAUGAAACCAGCAACAGAACUUCAUCAUUCAAGCAAUAUUAAUAUUCUUGAUACAAAAUCAGAUUUAGAUAAAACAAACGAACGCUUAUUAAUCGGACAUACUGGCAGUAUAUUAGCAUUAGCUUUUGAACCCAAUAAACAACUCUAUUUGCUAUCUGGUUCACAAGAUUGUACGAUACGUUUAUGGCAUUUAUCGACUUGGUCUUGUCUGGUUGCAUAUAAAAUGCAUUUUCAAUGUAUACUUGAUGUAACUUUUGCAUCGAAUGGUCAUACAUUUGCUUCAUGUAGUAUCGAUGGUCUUGUUUGUCUUUGGACCAUUGAUAAAAUAAGUCCAUUUAGAAUCUAUCCUGAAUAUGGCCAUAGUGGCCCGAUUAAUCUUGUUGAAUUUCACCCAAAUGCCAAUUAUCUGGCUUCAGCACAUUGUGAUCAUACGAUUCAUCUGUGGAAUAUUUAUCAUGAGAAUUCUCUAGUACGCAUUUUUAAUGGUCAUCGCCAUCAAAUUAGUUCACUUCGAUUUUCACCCAAUGGACAUUUUCUUGCAUCAGGUUGUUGGAAUGGUGAAAUUAUUCUAUGGGAUAUUCAAAAUAAUCUACAAAUAGCACAUUUAUCUUUACAUAAACAAGCAAUAUCUUCCAUUGAAUUUAAUCCAUUAACCGGUACAUUAUUAUUAGUAGCGAGUAUUGAUUCAAGUAUAUCAUUAUGGAAUUGUUUUAUGAUAACAAAACUGUAUGAUGAAAAAUUAACAGAUUCAAUAAAUUCUCCUUCAUCAUCAUCAUCAUCGAAUAAAAUACUUUUAAAUUUAUUUAAAACAAAAAACACUUCAUUAUUUCAUAUUAGGUUUUCGAAAGAAAAUAUUCUCUAUGCUAUUGGUUUAAUCGAUAGGACUAAUAAAUAA